AUGCGUUUCCCUAACAGGGCCAUGUUUGGUGUUAUUAAACCAAUAAUCAUUGUAUUUCUUGUUCGCUUAAAUUGGGGUGCAUGUUUUGUGAGCUUUUCCUGGCAGCUAUCAAUUGAUUUGAAGUUGUUGUGGGAUAAUGGCAUUGAAGUAUAUGACGGAUUUAGAGAUGAAAAUUUCACUAUGAAGGCAAUGUACGGAACAAUUAAUGACUUUCCUGCAUAUGGAAAUCUUUUUGGUUACAGCAUCAAAGGUCAAUGUGCAUGUCCAAUAUGUCAGGAAAAAAUAGAUUAUAUAAGACUAGACCAUUGUCACAAAAAUGUUUUCAUGGGGCAUCGUAGGUGGUUGUCAAAAAAUCAUCCUUUUAGAAAAAUGAAAAAAGCUUUUAAUGGAAGUUACGAAGUACGUCAAUGUCCUUAUUUGAAGAGUGGAUCAAAUUUUUUUGAUGAGAUUAAACACAUAAGAACAACAUUUGGAAAACCUUUUGCCAAACAAAUUCCAACCGCAGGUUGGAAGAUGUCAAUUUUCUUUCAGUUACCGUACUGGGAAUCUUUAUACGUAAGACACUUUGUUGAUGUUAUGCAUGUUGAAAAAAAUGUUUGUGAAAGUGUGAUUGGUUUGUUAUUAAACAUCAUGGGAAAGAAGAAAGAUGGCAUCAAUGCAAGACUUGACUUGGUGAAGUUGGAAAUACGAUCCGAUUUGGCUCCAGUGAAGAAGGGAAAACGGACCUUUUUACCUCCAACAGCAUGUACCCUGUCUAGAAAUGAAAAACGUGCUAUAUGUGAGACUCUUUAUUCAGUCAAGGUUCGCGUGGCAAUUACGAAGUUGUGUUUCUUUUUCAAGGCAAUAUAUAGCAAAGUGAUUGAUCCUGGGAGAUUACUAAGUUUGCAAAACCAAAUAGCUAAAACUUUAUGUGAGCUGAAAAUGUAUUUUUUACCGUCAUUCUUUGAUAUUAUGGUUCAUUUGACUAUUCACUUGGUUGAAGAGACAAAAUUGUGUGGCCCUGCAUAUAUGCGAUGGAUGUAUCCCGUUGAAAGAUAUAUGAAGAUUUUAAAAGGGUAUGUUAAGAAUAGAAGCAGACCAGAGGGUUGUAUUGCUGAACGAUAUUUAGUGGAAGAAGCAGUGGAAUUUUGUUCUGAAUAUCUGUCAAAUGUUGAAUCAUGUGGCAUUCCAAAAUCACAUCACCAUGGAAGGACUUUAGGGGAAGGUAGCAGUGGUUGUCAACAAAUAGAGGUCCCUAGACUGCAAUGGGAACAACCACACUUGCAUGUAUUACAAAACACCCCUAAAAUUGAACCAUACAGAAGCUUGCACAAAGAGACAUUGAAGCGUAGAACCAGAGGUGAUAAUUGGAUAACAAAAGAACAUAAUGUGCGAUUCAUUGGAUGGCUACAAGAACAUAUUGGUGAACAGUUGAAAUAG
This is a messenger RNA of Abrus precatorius (Indian licorice), 1419 nucleotides long. RefSeq lists its product as uncharacterized. The record is from RefSeq and is a predicted model, not a curated record. NCBI's taxonomy places the organism in Eukaryota, Viridiplantae, Streptophyta, Magnoliopsida, Fabales, Fabaceae. Bases 1 to 1419 code for a protein of 472 amino acids. The transcript is spliced from 3 exons.